This is a messenger RNA of Sorex araneus (European shrew), 2963 nucleotides long. It is a transcript of the gene EME1, whose product is annotated as essential meiotic structure-specific endonuclease 1. NCBI's taxonomy places the organism in Eukaryota, Metazoa, Chordata, Mammalia, Eulipotyphla, Soricidae. Bases 139 to 1782 code for a protein of 547 amino acids. Gene Ontology annotation, biological process: resolution of meiotic recombination intermediates; double-strand break repair; replication fork processing. Gene Ontology annotation, cellular component: nucleus; Holliday junction resolvase complex. Gene Ontology annotation, molecular function: nuclease activity; DNA binding. The transcript is spliced from 9 exons. The record is from RefSeq and is a predicted model, not a curated record.
GCCAGCGCCGCUGACGCCAUGUUUGCCGCCCGCGCGCUUCCGGUGUCCUGAAACAGCUGCUUCCGUCAGCCCGGGAUCUACUUCCGGGUCAGCGCUGCAAUUCAAAGAGUGGCGGGACAGUGGCAGGAGACCAAUUUGAUGGCUGUGCGGAAGCCGUCGCUCUUCCUGGACUCCAGCGAGAGUGACUCUGAGGUGCUGCCAGUGUUCACCUUCCUGAAGAAGGAGCCGCCUUCAGUCCAGAAGCCGCCUCAGAGGGCAGAGCAGAUCGUUGUGGUUGACACUUCAGGUUCCGAGGCCUCCUGCCCGCCGUCACCAAGGUGGAGAGACCAGUCCCCUGUCCCGGGAGUGACCGAGACCGACCCACAGAGAGAACCAGCCGAGGUGCUCAGCAGUGGCAGUGAGGAUGGGGAGGAACUGGUUCCCCUGGCCCAGCGGCUCAAGUGCAAGUUUUUGGCCCCUAAGCCACUGAGCCCUGACAGCUCCCCGGUCAAAACUGUGAGGCCUCAUCAAAAUAAGGAAGGAGCAACAGCGUGUGACCGGACACAACAGCCCUUGCCAAAGAUCCUGAAGGAGUCCCUUCCUGCCGUCCCGGAGAGAGGUGUGAGGAACCCCCGGAACUCUGCAGAGGACCCCCAGAUCCCCAGUGCUGCGGUUCCCCCACCUCAGAAGACAAGCAGGCCCCGGCAGAAGGCGCCGAGAGGAGGCUCGCAGGGAUGUCAGCAGCGGGAACGCGUGAGCCAGGAGGAGAGACGGAGGAAGGCGGCCCUGGCUCACCAGCUGAAAGCCCAGAGGCCAGAGGAGUGCUUAAAGCACCUGGUCGUGGUGCUCGAUCCAGAACUCUUACAGAUGGAAGGGGGCGGCCAGCUCCUCGGCGCCCUGCAGGCCAUGGAGUGCCGCUGUGUGAUUGAGGCCCAGGCUGUGCCCUGCAGCAUCACCUGGAGGAGGGCCAGGCAGGCUGAGGAUGGAAAGGAGGAUUGGGUGGAGGAGCCCGUGGUCCUGGUGCUGCUGCUGGCGGAGGCACUCGUACCCCUGAUCUGCAGCUUCAAGCAGGCCAGUCUGGGCGGUGCCGAGAAGGGGAAGGAGGCUCUGUGCAGCUUCAUCACAGACAUCAUGACCAAAACUGCGGGAAAGGCUCUGUCGCUGCUGAUUGUGGACCAGAAGGCCCCGAGUGCUCCGAACCCUCCCCGGAGAAGGAAGCAGGGUGCAGGGGCGGCCAGAGGCCCGGCCAAGGAGAAGCCAGCGCAGAGACAAGCAGAGGCCGGCGUCGGGCCGGGGGUGUCCAGGUUGGAUGUGGAGGAGGUGUUGGUGGAGCUGCAGCUGCACACCUCGGCGCAGGCGCUCACUGUGCACAGCUGGAAGGAGCUGGCGGAGCUGGCGUGUGCCUUCACCAAGGCCGUGGCCGAGGCGCCCUUCAAGAGGCUCCGAGACCAGACCAGUUUCUCCUUCUGCCUGGAGAGUGACUGGGCCGGGGGCGCUAAGGUGGACCAGGCCGGCGGGGGACUUGCCCUGGUGUGGCGGAGGCAGAUCCAGCAGCUGAACCGCGUCAGCCUGGAAGUGGCCAGUGCCGUGGUGGAUGCCUACCCUGCCCCGCAGCUGCUGCUGCAGGCCUACAGGAGGUGCUUUUCAGAGCAGGAGCGCUGGCGGCUGCUGGCUGACAUAAAGGUGCGUCGCGGCGAAGGGGUGACGGCCACCUCCCGCCGAGUGGGGCCAGAGCUGUCCCGGCGCAUCUACCUUCAGAUGACCGCUCUGCAGCCAGACCUCUGCUUGGACAACACGGACUGAUGCCCCCGUGGGGGGCGUGGGGGGCUGGGCAGCGUGAUGUGCGAGUAGGGGGCCACCCGCCCACCAGCUCAGAGGGAGAGGCCGGACCGUGCCCUUCCUUUACCCGCAGUCCCGGUUCCCUCCAGCCACAGCCGGCUUCCAGGCCCCCACCGCCCUGCCCGCCAGCCAGACGCCCCCCUCAAACACAGGCACCAGGACAGACCACUCAGACACGUAUUUAAUCAUGUAGAAAUCCAAGAAAACCUCAGCAUCCCAUCUGCUGCUCAUGCGGAACUGCCUCGGGGGCUGCGCGCCCCCACCGCCCCCCACCCCAGCUGCCUCCCCAGCCACCCAGGGGCGGGCCUGGAGCCUGCGCGCUCCCACCUACGCCCUGGGGUUGUUUUCAAUAAAGCAUCCGGACCGCUGGCUCGGGGGACUGAGGGAACGUGGAGUGAUCCUGAGCAUGGGGUGGGCCUGCAUGCCCAGCAGGGCCGGCCCUGUGGGGGAAAGAACAGGCCAUUGCUUCCGGGAUGGGGCAGUCCCAGGGCAGGCAGGGCGUGCUCGGGUGCCAUCCCUGCAGGGCCCAGUCUGUCUCGGGACCCAGGCCAGGCUCUGGGUGUCCCUAGGGAGACGUGGACCUUUGCAUUCACUGUCAGGGGCUGAGUCCCAGCACACCCCGGCCCUGAGUGAGAUGCUCCCUGGGAUGUGCGUGAGAACAGCUGCCAGCCCUGGCAUGGCCUCCGUCACCAAUCCAUGACACCUGUGUCCCUCAUCAGUGCCACGAAAGGCCCAGGAAACCAUUGGAAGCCUCGAUGUUUCUGGGGCGUGCGUGGGGACUGCCCUGAGGUUAUCUGGUCACUGCAGCCCAACAGCUGUCGGACCUGUGACUUUGCUGGCGUCAGGGAGAUCCUGCUCCCAGACAGAGGCCACGCGCCACCCUGUCGGCACCAGACAGCAGGGCAGGUACCCUCAGGGCUGUUCCCAUGCGGGGGUCCGGGGUCUACCCUGGAUCUGAGUCAGGUCUGCCGUAGGCUCUGGCCUCGGGACUGACACAGGGCAAGAGCACAACGGGGAGGAGGGGAGAGGAGAGGGUGGCCACUGCUGCCCUGUGGCCCUGUCCGCACGGUUGGAGGGACGGGCCUGAGGUUCUAUCUGCUCCCUGGAACGUUUGAACGUCUGAGGUCCUUACGAAAAUAGAUAUC